GUGAUUACAGCGCUCAGACUUAUAUAAUAACAAGUAUACGCUACUGUGCACACAGCGUCAGUUGACGUUCAGCUGCCCUUAUCGCGACUAGUUGUCUUUCCAGCGCGCACGUGGUUGAUAGCAGCAAUGGCUGAGGAUCGCUAUGCUGAGUACAAAGAGGCUUUUACCCUCUUUGACAGCGAUGGAGAUGGCUUUAUCACAACCAAAGAGCUUGGGACAGUGCUCCGUGCCCUUGGCAAAUCGCCAACCGAGGCGGAAAUCAAGGCCAUCGUGAAGGACAUAGACCCGGACAACCGUGGCGUUGUGGAUUACAAAGAGUUCGAGAAAAUCAUGUCCCGCGAUAUCCGGGAAUAUGAUAACGAGCAGGACUUGAAGGCAGCGUGGAAGGUGUUUGACAAGGCGGGCCAGGGCUUCAUCUCCACCGGCGAGCUGCGCCACGUGCUGACCAGCGUGGGUGAGAAGCUGAGCCCCGAGGAGAUCAGCGAGAUGAUUGCGGAGGCGGACCCGGAGAAGAGCGGCAAGGUGAUGUACGACACCUUCAUCAAGGUCAUGCUCGCCCGGUGAUGCGUGUUGGGGAACCUUGUUUGCUUGCAAAGGGGGUGUGGGACUUCCGUUGUGCGUACGCGUUUUGCAAUGGCCAGGAGGUAUGUGCGACGCGCUUGCCUGGCUUACGUGGGUGCGGAGGUCGCAGGUGAAUGCGGAAGCAACUGGAGUUUCACUGCCUAGCAUCGCUAGCUCGUCAGUGUUAAUGCGAAGGGUUAAAGGGGAAGAAAGUGCAUGGCAGUCUGGGAUGUCCCGGAUAUGUCUGUCGGUUCGGGGCUAUGGAAGAGCGUUUUUGGGGGUGGCGGCUGGGAAGGUGUAGUGUUAGAAGGGUGGCCGAGCGGUGUGGGAGAUGCUGUUCGCAUUGGUCCUCCUCUUAGCUGGGCUAACCGGUGGAUCCAAGAACAGGGAUGAUUGUGGUGGUUUAGGAUGCGCUGUUGAAACAGGUUACAAGUGCGUGGGUGGCAUGCGUACCCGUUGACGGCUCGUGACAAGUUGGUCAUCAAGCUCAACGCCGUAGGAUAUUAGCUGAUGCAAUACUCAACCGACUUCCAGGCAGCUCGCGCUGCCCAGCAUCCUGGCUUGUCUCUGGGUCACUCCACCGUAUGUUAAUAGGACUGUCCGCACGGGGCUACCCACUGUGUAGCCCGUGCCUAAGGACGGUCGUUAGCGCAGGCUGUGUUUAGCGCCCAUUGGCGUUACGCUAUCCUUGUAACACCGCCAUGCGGGACUACGUCCAGCACACUCCGUACACUUAGC
Astrephomene gubernaculifera is the source of this 1299-nucleotide messenger RNA. The record is from the annotation of a GenBank genome assembly. Lineage: Eukaryota; Viridiplantae; Chlorophyta; Chlorophyceae; Chlamydomonadales; Astrephomenaceae.